AUGGCCAUACAUAAAUCUGUCUUCCUUGCUUUUCUGCUCUUUCUGCUAGCCUUUCUUUCUUCCCAUGCAACAUCAUUUGCAACAGCAGUAACAGCACCAACACUCUCAGAAGCAGAGGCUCUUAUGGAAUGGAAAGCCAGCCUCUUGCCAGCACAAGCUCUCCAUUCAUGGUCGCUUCCUCCUGCUAAUUCUAGCACCAACACAAUCUCUCCAUGCAAAUGGAUUGGGAUCUCAUGCAAUGGCCUUGGAAGUGUAACAGAGAUAAGCUUACCGAGUGUGGGCUUGCAAGGUAAGCUCGAUAACUUGAGCUUCCCAUCAUUUCCAAACCUCCUCCGUCUCAAUCUCAGUGGCAACACCCUCACUGGAACCAUCCCAGCUCAUGUUGGAACUCUUUACAAACUCAAGUCCUUCGAUCUGUCUGCAAAUAAUAUAAGCGGAUCAAUACCUCUGGAAAUAGGGAAUCUUGUGAAUUUAAAUGAGCUAGUCUUGUCCGCUAACUACCUAGAUGGUUCCAUUCCUUCCACUUUAGGAAACCUCAGAAAACUUGCGAUCUUUUACGUGAGCAAAAAUCAAAUAUCUGGCUCCAUUCCUCCACAAAUUGGGUAUCUACAAGAUCUGGUUGAGAUAUCAUUGUACCAAAACAAUCUAAAUGGUUCGAUCCCUCAAACUUUAGGUAAUUUGAGCAAACUUACAAUUUUGUAUCUCAACGACAAUCAAGUUUCUGGUUCAAUUCCACCUAAAAUAGGGAAUCUGCUUAAUCUCAAGGAGCUUGAUAUGUCCCAUAACCUUCUAACAGGUUUUAUCCCUUCCACUUUAGGUAACUUGACAAAGCUAACAAUCCUCCUCCUCUUUGAAAAUCAAAUUUCUGGUUCUAUACCUCUAGAACUUGGGAAUUUAAUGAGUCUCAGUCAGCUAGCAUUGUUCCAAAACAAUCUGUCUGGUCCCAUCCAUCCUUCUUUAGGUAAUUUAAGCAACCUUAUAGUAUUGUAUUUAAAUGAUAACCAAAUUUCUAGUUCAAUUCCACCAGAAAUAGGGAAUCUGCUUAAUCUCAGGGAACUUGACAUGACUAGUAACCUUCUAACAGGUUCCAUCCCUUCAACGAUAGGAAACUUGACCAAGCUUAUUAUUUUGUCCCUUCUUUACUGUCAAUUAUCUGGUUCCUUGCCUCAAGAAAUGAAAAACAUGACAAAUCUUUCUAAUCUCUACUUGAGUGGCAACAACUUCUCUGGCCAUUUACCUCAGUUAUGCCAUGGUGGAUCUCUUGAAGCAUUCUCUGUAGCAAACAACCAUUUCACUGGUGAGAUCCCCAGAAGCCUCAGAAACUGCACUAGCUUAGCAAGAAUGCGACUCGACGGAAACCAACUUACUGCAAAUGUAUCGGAAGCCUUUGGUGUAUAUCCACAUCUCACAUUCAUGGAUGUCAGCAACAACAUUUUGUUUGGGGAACUUUCACCAAACUGGGGAGAAUGCCGAAACUUGACAAAGCUACAAUUCUCUGGGAACAUGAUCACUGGUAGAAUUCCUCCGGAGAUUGGGAAACUGACGCAGCUAGGAGUGCUUGGUCUUUCUUCGAACCAUCUAGUAGGAGAGAUUCCAAAGGAAUUCGGGCGGUUGACUUCUUUGUUCAACUUGACUUUAAAUGAUAACCAGCUUUCUGGUCAGCUACCACAAGAGUUUGGAAACCUAUCCAAUUUGGAGGUUCUUGACUUGUCAAUGAAUCACCUAAGUGGUCCAAUACCACCUCAAUUAGGGGAUUGCUCCAAACUCCGAUAUCUGAAAUUGAGUGAAAAUGUUUUGAAUGGAAGCAUUCCUUUUCAGAUUGGUAACCUAGUAUACCUACAGGUCUUACUAGAUCUAAGUCAUAACUCCUUCGAAAGAGAGAUGUCACCACAACUCGGGAAAUUGAUUAGACUCGAAAAUUUAAACCUCUCACACAACAUGCUGUCAGGCUCCAUUCCGUCUUCUUUUGAAGGGAUGUUUAGCUUGCAAUCUAUUGACUUUUCAUACAAUGCUUUGGAAGGUCCUCUUCCGAACAACAAAGCCUUUCAGAAGGCUCCUGCAGAGGCAUUCAUAAAAAAUAAAGGCUUAUGUGGUGAAGUGCAAGGUCUGCGAUCUUGCAAUGCCUCUUCAAUACGUCGUGGUGAUGUGGGUAAAGGCCAUAGAGUUGUGAUCCUCAUUAUUCUUCCUCUCUUGGUGGCCUUGUUUCUUUUUUCGGUAAUCAUCGGCAUUUCUUUCAUUUAUUUCCAAAGAAGAAGAAAUAUAGAGAAUGUGGUUCUUGAAAGGAGAAACGAAAAUCCAUUUGCAAUAUGGAAUUAUGAUGGGAUUGCUGUGUUCGAAGACAUCGUGGAGGCGACAGAGGGUUUUGAUGACAAAUAUUGCAUUGGAACUGGAGGGUAUGGGAAAGUUUACAAAGCAAAUCUACCCACGAGCCAAGUAAUAGCUGUGAAGAAACUUCACCCACUUGAAGGUGGUGAUCAAUCUAAUCAAAGAAGUUUUAGAAAUGAGAUACGUGCAUUAACAGAAAUCCGCCAUCGCAACAUUGUGAAGCUUUAUGGCUACUGUUUUCAUGCUCGAUGCUCAUUUCUAGUGUACGAGUACAUGGAAAAGGGAAGCUUGGCGAGCAUCCUAAGCAAUGAUGAAGGAGCUGCACAGUUGGACUGGACCCUAAGGGUGAAGGUUAUUAAAGGUGUGGCCAAUGCUCUAUCUUAUAUGCACCAUGAUUGCACCCUACCCAUUGUCCAUCGAGACCUAUCAAGCAAAAAUGUUCUGUUGAAUUCAGAACUUGAGGCUUGUGUCUCCGACUUUGGCACUGCACGAUUGUUGAUACCCGAUUCUUCUAAUUGGACCACGCUCGCAGGCACUUAUGGGUACAUCGCUCCCGGUUAG
Molecule: messenger RNA, 2886 nt
Organism: Magnolia sinica
Lineage: Eukaryota; Viridiplantae; Streptophyta; Magnoliopsida; Magnoliales; Magnoliaceae
Product: MDIS1-interacting receptor like kinase 2-like
Exons: 1
Coding region: 1-2886 (961 amino acids)
Biological process (GO): protein phosphorylation
Molecular function (GO): ATP binding; protein kinase activity; protein binding
Source: RefSeq, a predicted model, not a curated record